Molecule: messenger RNA, 4076 nt
Organism: Hippopotamus amphibius kiboko
Lineage: Eukaryota; Metazoa; Chordata; Mammalia; Artiodactyla; Hippopotamidae
Product: proline-rich protein 36-like
Exons: 2
Coding region: 1856-2938 (360 amino acids)
Source: RefSeq, a predicted model, not a curated record
CUCCUCGCCCCCCCCCCCACCCCGCCUCCGCCCCAGAGAAGCCGCUGAGGAAACUGAGGCUCAGAAGCGGAAGAGAAUUACCCACCACUUGGCUCCCUGUGUCUCCCACCUCCUUGAGUCUCGGCGCCCUCUCUCCCCCGUUUUCUGACUCUCUGAUUCCCAAUCUCUCCUUACCGCUUUGCCUAGUUCCCUCUCUCUCUCAUUCCCAGUCUCUCUCCCUCUCUCUCUCUCUGAUUCCCAGUCUCUAUCCCUCUCUGUCUCUCUCCCUCUCUGUCUCUCUCCCUCUCUGAUUCCCAGUCUCUCUCUCUCACUAGUUCUCUCUCUCCCCGUCUCUCUGUCUCUCUAUCUUUGUCUCUCUCUCUCUCUCUCCUCCCUCCCACUCUCUGGAUCUCAUUCUCCCUGCAUCUCUCUCUCUCCAUCUUUUUUCUCUGUCUCCCCUGCUUCUCUGUCUCACGCACACUUCCUCUGCCGCAUCAGUUUCUCUGACACACGCAUCGUCCUCCCUGCACGGAUUUCCCUCACACUGUGUUCUAGUUUCCUUCAUUCACACUUUCUUGAUCAGGUCCUUCUUUUCAUUCUCUCUUCCUGCUGGUCCUCCUCCUCUUCCUUCUCCUCCCCCCACUUCUGAUCUGUCUCCAUCUUCUGUCCAUUUUCCCGUCUCUCCACACCUACCCGCUCACAGGUUUUCUUCCUUUCACCCUUGUCUUUCACCCUGAUCCUCAUAGUUUCUUACUCUUUAAUACACACACACGCGCGCGCGCGCGCGCGCGCGCUCCUCCCCUACCCCAUUUCUCUUCCUUAAACCGCAUUUUAUCCUUCUUUCACACCUGCCUCCGCCCCAACCCCAGCUCGACUCCCCUGCCCUGUGGCUCUCAGCCUCUCCGAGAGCCUGUCUGCUUUUCCUUCUGCUAACGCCUCCCCCUCCCUUCUUGGCUCCCACCCCGACCAUCCUCCCGUCUCUGAUGGGGACGGGUGUGGAGUCCCCAGUCCUGGGCUUCCCGUUCUGGGCCUUGGCUCUCGGGUCUGCCUUCCGCUCCCCGCUCCCGGCUGCUGCUCUGGGUGUCGCCUCUCUCCACCCCGUCCCCUUCGCCGAAUUGCUAUCCCUCACAUUUACAUCUCACACCAGGCUCUCCUGCGCGUCCCAUCUCCCCCCGCGGGGGCUCCUACUUCCUUCCCCUCCUAUCCUAGCUCUCACUUGGUUUCCCCUGCAUCUUCUUUCAUUGGUUUUGUACUCCUGGCUCUUUCCUCCUCCAUCUUCUCUCCCCCUCCCCGCCCCCCUCCCGGCGCUGCCCUUCCCGCCACCCCGUCCUCACGCCCUCCCUUCCCUAGGGUGAGGGCCCAACUCCCCCCUCGUUCCUCACCGCUUCCGUCUCUGUCUCUCUGUCUCUCAAGGUCUCUCCCUCCCCCACCCUCCCCGUCCCUGUCCCCCUGUCCCCUGUCCCUGUCUGACUCCCGCAGCUGGGGAGGCCCCUCUGGUAACUGACGGGGUGGGGACGGGUGUCUCCACGUGCUGGUGGUAUUUUUAUCCUGUCUCGGAACAGACGGUCCUGUGAUUAAUGUUUCACAGUUUACGGAAUUCAUUUCAUGUCCUGCCAGGUCCUGGGACCAUCAGCUGCACAUUUUUGUCCGUCUGCAGCGCAUCGUUAACUGGGACACGGGGACACUGUCCUGUGACUUGGUGCAGUGAAACUCGGGAGGUGGCAAACCUUCCCUUGCCUCUCUCCCUGCCUUCUCCUUUUCCGAGCCCCGUUCCUUCUCUCCCUCCUUUAUUCACCUGGCUCUUUCCUGUCACACCUUGGGCUUUGUUCUGUCUCUGUUUCCCAGCUGCCACUCUUUUCUCUCCCUCAGUCACCACAUGUCCUUGGGGUGGCUGCCCAGGCUUCAAGGAGGGAGACAGGUCCUCUGUGGGCCGGGCUGGGGUCCGAGGAGCCGCCGCUCACCCCUCGCAGCGUCUCCUGGCCUCGCGCUGUCGCCUAGUCUUGCCUCCCUUUCCGCUCUUCUCAUUCCCUCCAUGUUCCCCGCUCCCUUCUUUCCACCACAUUCCUCCCGGCUGGCCUCCAUCCACCCUCUCCACAGCCUGGACCUCCCCUCCCUCUGCCCCUCCCCUUGGCCUCCAAGAGUGUGUGUGUGGCCCUGGCAGGAUCCCUCUUUCCCUGCUUCUGUGUUUGCACCUCUCUCUCCCCUUCCCUCCUCCUCUCCCCGCUCCCUCCAUCUUUUUCUCUCCCCUUUCCUCCUCUCCCACUCUCGUCUGCCUCUCUCCAUCCCUCUCCAAGCCCAUCUCUCCCACAUCCAUUGUCUCUCUCUCUCUCUCUCACACCCACAAACACACACACUCACUCAUUCACUCACUCCCUCACUCUCUCUUCUCAUCUUCUGCCAUCUCCCUGCCAUCCUUCUCUCUCCCCCCGGGUCUCUCCUCCCCUUCUGUCUCCCCAACUCCCCAUCUCUCCCUCUUUCCUCCCCAGAUGUCUCUGAGUCUCUCCUCGUCUCCUCCCCUCCCUCUCAGGUCUGUCUCCGGCGUGGUUCUCGCCCCUCUUCGGCCCAUCUCUUCUCUCCUCCAGCCUCCCUCUUUUCUUUCCCCCCCUCCCAUAUCUCUGCCCCUGGCUUUCUCUCCUCUCCUCUCUCCCUUCUCCUACUUUAUCUUGUUUUCUCUCCUUUCUCCUCUGCAUCUUUCCUUUCUUCUACUUGUUCCCUUCCACCCUGCCCCCUGCCAGUUUGCCCCUUUUUUCUCUCUUCUUUCAAAAGCACUUCCUCUCCUCCGUCGCUUCCUCUUGUCUCAACGCCUCCUCCUCCUCCCUCUCUGCCUUCCGUUUCCUCUUCUGUCUUCUCAUCCUCCUACUCCUCCCUCUGUGCCCCCUGCCUGUCCCAUCUCAGUCUCUCCACUCCCUCUGUCCCCUUCCUCUCCCUUCUUUCCUUCUUUCUCCUCCCCUCUCUCUGACCCUCUCCCUUCUCGUCCCUCCCUGUCCCUCCAUGGCACUUGGCCCACCUGCCUUUUCCUCCUCUCUCUCCUCUCUGCCCACUUCUCUCAGGGCCUCCCUCCAUCUCUGUUCAUCCCAUUUUUCUGCCUAUUCUCCCCUCUGAGUGGCCCUCUCUCUCCUCCUUCUAGUUUCCCUGCCCUUCCUCUCCCCUCCUCUCUUCCUUUCUCCCAUCCAUCUCUUCUCUCUCCUCUCCUCGCUUAAUGUCCUUUCCUUCUCCUCGCCCCUCCUCUUUCCCACUCUCUCCAGUUUCUUUUCUAGCCCCUCCCACCUUCUUUCCAUCUCUCUCCCUCUUUUCUUUCUCUCCUCUCCCAAUCUGUCAUCUCAUCUCCUCUCUCUCUCUGUCUCGGGAGGUCCCUGCCCUGAGCGGCACCCCCCUCCCCCGCGUCCUCACCCUGAGGGCUCCAUGGGCUCCUCUCGCGCCCUUGGGGCUCUGAGGUUUCCAAGUUCUGAGCUUAUGGUGGAGUGGACCCAAGGAUCCCAGGGCUGGGCCGUCAAGCCAGAGUCCCCAAGGUGGUAGGAACUUUGUGACAUCCAUUUUCUCUCUCUUUUCUGUCUGCCCUGGACUCUGGACACUGCCUGGAGGAAUCAGGCCAGCCUCAGGCCCAGGAAGGAGGAAACAAGGAACAGGCUCAGAGGCAGGGAGCAAGUUGCCUGAAGACACACAGCACGCAGCAUGAAGCACAGCAGCAGCUGGAAGGACCUCACCUGACCCCACUUCACAGAUGAGAAAAUAGGCGCCCAGUGUUCCUGAAGACCAGCUUCUGCUGGGACACAGACCUCACGGGAACCCCAACCUUUCUUUCCAAAGGACCGACAGCACCCCCUCUAGGGCCCUCCUCUCCGCUGAGACAGACCAGAUGGGUCAACAUGACGCCUGACCUCUCCCAGCACCACCUGAGAGGCAUUCUCAGACUGGGUGUGAUCUUCCAUCGCCACCUACUGGCAAAGGACAAAAUUGCAACCCAGCUCUAAUAGCCACUGGGAGUGACCCUGACAACAAAAGACAGUGCCUGGGGGUGGGGGGAGAGGCAAGGGAGAAUUUGCAAAAUUCUGUAAAAAUUAAAAACUUUACUCCUAACCAAUAUAUAAACAUCAUAC